AUGGCGCGGAUGGCAGACCACCACGGGUUGAUACAGAAUGUGGAGCAUCCCCUGGCGCAGCUUGCUGGCGGAGGACAGGUGGCAUCGAGCUUCGAGCAACUAUCGCCCUUGCAGCAGCAUCUGGACACUCUUCGUGGCUCUAUUGACUCCAUGAACGCGGCAUGGGGCAAAGGCCGAGAAGUCAUGGAACGGACUUAUGGAAGAGCUCAUGUGCUGAAGCAGCAACUGGAUUCGACGUGGCAAACAGGGCAAGCUGCGCUCGACGCAGCUUGCCGACGGCUUCGUGACAAUUUGGACAAGGCUGGAGAGGACCGAAUACUCUGCGAGGAGGCGCAAUCCAGCGUAACGGAGGGCUUACCAGCCCUGUUCCUGAAGCGCUUCAAGGACCCUAUGCGCUUUGCCACCUUCCAGGGAGGUGUCAUCCAUGGAUGUCAACCUUCGCAGUUCGGCUCUGCACAAAGCGAUGAGUGCAGCUGUCCCGCUGGGCAUGAAGAACUUGGCUGCCAAGAUUCCACAGAUACCUCAAGCUUUCAACUGAAAUGUAGCAACGUGCUCAACACGCAGAUUCCUUCUGCGGGUUAUCUGGACUUCUUCAAGUCUGGUGGAGCAUGCAGCAUCUCGGGGCAUGAUGACAUUGUGAAGCAGGUCGUUGAUGACGACAUGCUCAAGAAUCUGCAGGCCCAUGGUUUUCCAGGAAGAUGGACGUGCCAUUUCGCCGAAGCUGCCCGUCCAUGA
This is a messenger RNA of Symbiodinium pilosum, 735 nucleotides long. The record is from the annotation of a GenBank genome assembly. Lineage: Eukaryota; Dinophyceae; Suessiales; Symbiodiniaceae.